AAACUUGCGCCUUUGGCGCUAUUAAUAAAAGCUCAAGGUUUUCACAAACUGGCCAACAUUUUCAACGCGAUUGAGUGUAAGGAAAGGAUCUGAAGAAACAGGUUCAGCGUGGAUGACACCAAUGGCAAAUUACACUAAAACACGACUUUUUAGCCAAAUAACAGCAUUUGGAUUAUCUUUGGCUGUCGUCUGUGUUUCUACUGUCAAUCCCGAUUCUUUAGAUAAAAAACAAAAUAUUAGUGAUCAUAGGCAUAUACAGAAACGUUCUUUGCUCACCGAAGAUGUCGAUCUGGUGGAAGUAUGUAGCUCUAUACAGAGUUUUGAACAGUUGGAAACGGCCAUAAAUGUCGACCUGUUAACAGUGGAAAUCCAUCCGGAGGCUUGGGUAUUUGCUACAAAAUGCAGAGUUCCGGGGAAACCUUGCAAAGGCUUUGAUG
Messenger RNA from Stegodyphus dumicola, 437 nucleotides. Its product is annotated as venom nerve growth factor 1-like. Lineage: Eukaryota; Metazoa; Arthropoda; Arachnida; Araneae; Eresidae. Gene Ontology annotation, molecular function: signaling receptor binding. The record is from RefSeq and is a predicted model, not a curated record.